Messenger RNA from Parus major (Great Tit), 7746 nucleotides. RefSeq lists its product as uncharacterized. The transcript is spliced from 13 exons. Gene Ontology annotation, biological process: actin cytoskeleton organization; muscle structure development. Bases 3694 to 7587 code for a protein of 1297 amino acids. Gene Ontology annotation, molecular function: actin binding; muscle alpha-actinin binding. NCBI's taxonomy places the organism in Eukaryota, Metazoa, Chordata, Aves, Passeriformes, Paridae. Gene Ontology annotation, cellular component: stress fiber; filamentous actin; Z disc. The record is from RefSeq and is a predicted model, not a curated record.
CAUUCUUUGAAAUGAAAUAUGUUCUGCAGUUCUUCAGAAAUAUGUGUUAAGAAAUUAUUCAAAUAAAAUCAUAGUGGCAGCUUGAUAAGGAGAAAAGGGCAAAAACUAGAAGGUACUUCAGUAAGAUGUAGUUCAAUGAGAUAAGUAAAAGGUAAAUCAGUGAUGAGCCCUUUUUACCUACUGUCUGUGGAACUCAAGGCUCUCCCAUACAACUCAUACUAAUGACAUUGUAAAUUAUCUGUGGGGCAUCUACCCCAAUGUAUGAAGUCUAAAGUAGGAAAUAUUCCACCAACCAAUCAGUACAGAGAAUAAAAAGAAGAAAUCAAGCAGUAAACUUUAGCAUUUGCCUAGAGAUAUUUGAGAAUCUCGGAUGGCUUUCAAUAAUUCUAUUUGAGUCCCUGGUUCUAACUGUGUCAGUUGUUUCACUGUGAGGCACUGAAACAGGUCACUCAGAGAAGCUGGAGAUGCUCCAUUCCUGGAGGUGUUCAAGGCCAAGCUGGAUGGAGCUUUGAGCAACCUGGUCUAGUGGAAAGUGUCCCUGUCCAUCGCAAGGGUGUUGGGAUGAGAUCAUAUUUAAGCUGUCUUCCAGCCUAAACCAUUCUAUGACUGUAUAAUUCACAUGGAAAAUUCCAACUUUCAUAAUUAGAGGAGAGGAACUAAGCAGUAAGAGACUGGACCACACAUAGCUUGUAACUUGAGAAGCAAAGUCAAAGAAAUUAUAAGUAUGGAAUACAAGCAUAUUGUGAAAUACAAAGAGACACAAUGGAAAUGAACAAGAAUAAAAUUCAAUGUAAUUAAGUUCAUCUAGGGAAAUGGGGACAAAAAGUAGGAUUCUGAAUCAAAAGAUCAACAGAUCAGAAUGAUUUAAUAUUGAAAGACAGAAGGCAAGAGAAGUAAAAUAAUCUUGUUUGAGAAAGGCUUGUUUUGGUAUGUUGUGACAACUUUGUUCUGUAGACUGUGAGCACUGUAGAAUUCAGUAGGGAAGUAUUCAGUAAAGUACCACUGAAUAUGUUCAUAGCAAAACCUUCUACAGCAGAUGAUAUUGAAUUGUAAGUAAGAGACUUACAGUCUAAAAGGAUAGUUUAUAUUAUCCUGAUAGAACUUAAAGUAUUUUACAAAGGUGUUGUGUCAUCACACCAUUCCAAUUCAGUAUCAGCAAAUAUAUUCUCCAUAUUUUCCUUUCUUUUUUUUUCCUUUGUCUUUUCUGACAGUCUUGUCUUUAUAGAUUCACUGAACAUGUUUUUUUCUUAUUUUCACAUAAAGUCUCCACAAUUUAAGUAUAUAACCAUAAAGUAAAAUAACUCUUGUAUUUUCAAAUUUAUGUCCAAUCAGUGUUUUUAAGGUAGCUUUUCCUGCAUAACAAGAUGAACUCAAAGGCAUUCAUUACAGAAGUGUUUUGGGGUUUUUUUUUGCUUUUAUUAUCACAGAGCUUAUCAUCAUCUGGAUGAACCUGAAGGAAAGAGCAUUACAGAUGUUACCCACAAUGAGAAUAAACACAUUCUAGACAGUGUAUUCUAGACCUGUAUUCGCAGUGUGAUAUGAAUAAGAACGUUUCUAGUAAUCUUUUACUCAAAAUUAGGAUAUUGUUAUUCUGAGCUAACCAGAGCACUAAUCUACGUAGUAAGAAUAACCUGUCAUGUAAGGAACUAUGUCAACAGACAUUGGCUUCCAUCCAAGCAAAUGCUGAAUGCCUCUAUUCCCAGCUAAGCUAAUUUGGCUUAUAUUCAUCUAGUGUCCAGCAGUGGACAAAAUAGUUCCUAAGGCAAAUUUUAUCAUGCAGUCCUGAUAGUUCUUACAACUAAUCCUUGCUCAAGUCAAUAGGUGUGCUUGUGAGUAAGACUGAAGGUGAUGAGAUUCCUUAUUCUCUUAUCGCAUGUCAGCUCCAGGACCAAUGAAACAAGAGUAGACAAAGACAAUGUGUGGGUAACAUAAACAAAAAAAGCAAAUAACUGGUGCCUCUUCUGGUAUGGUAGACCUUAAAGAAGAAAGGAUAAAUUAACAUGUGUAAAUGUUAGGCAUUUACGUAUGGGCAGCAAAACUAUUUGCAUCAUUAAGUUGUUUCCAAUGCUUUUUGAAAUUUAAGGUAUCAACAAUUAAACACACUGCAGGUACAAUAAAAGUAAUAUGUAAAUACUAUAAUUAAUAUCCAAGAGCUGAUAAACUUAAUCAUGAAAACAUUAGAGCUGGUAAAAUUAAUCACAAGUGGACACCGCAAAUAAUAAUUCUAAUUUUGAUCUACUUACUACCAAUUACAGAAAUUAUUUUUAAAAAUGCAGCCCAAUCAUCCUUAAACUAUAUUGUAAAUCUCACCUUUGACAAUCAAGCAAAAUCUGUAAUCCUACCUCUAUAAACAACUGUGACCUGUGGCUAUUUCUACUGAUGGUUUCAUAGCUUCUUGCUCAGAGUUUUAAAUUUUAGACGGUAUUAGAUCAUUUCCCAAAACCCUGUCAUGCAGAGAAUCAACACUAUCUACCUUCAGUACUUUCAGUGUCCCAUGAUACCAAGUACACAUGAAUUUGAAUAGUAGUAGAACUAUUGAUCAUCUCAGACACAGAAUUCCUUCUGCAAAGUCAAAUUAUAUUCUACCAUUAAGAAACCUGACAAUAUUGGUCAUUUCAACUGUGAAGAGAAACUGAAAUUAAUAUGGUUUUCUUUAUAACUUUAUAACUCUUUAUAACUGAUCUACAAUCCUUUCUAUCUCCUUAAUAUUCAAGCAUCUUUCUUGCAGUAAUUCUUUCUGGGGUUUUAGAUACUUUUUUAUUCUUCAAUCUAUCUUCAACCAAGCAAACCUUACCCCCAAAGCCUUCAUAAUUCAAAUCCACUGCUAACUGAUUACAGAUAUGCCUAUUAUUCUUUCCUAAAAGUUAGGCUUUAAACACUUUAUGUAAAAAUGUGUCUCUGGCCUUAUCUUGCAUUCAGUAAAAUUCAGAAUUUGUUUAAAGAGUAUUCUGUGGUGCAUACAACCUUAAAAGUAACCAUCAAAUGUAAAGAGAAACUAAAGUAAAACAGGCAACUGUUUUUGAUCUGCAGAUAGUUUUUAACGGCAUUUUAGCAGUGACAAUUUGAAACCAUAUUUACUAUAUUGAGGUUAACCAUUUAAUUCCUGACUACAGAAUAGGGGAAAAAAACCCAUGAAAAUGGAAUUCCCAGAGAAUGAUUAAAAGCAGUAUAGCUGAUGCAAGUAUUUUGGAAAUACAACAUGAAGGUCAGGAAGGUGAAGGGAAGGAAUCGAAUGUAUAGCAUCUUCCUUAAGCUGAAUUGAGGGAAUUCCUAGAAGUAAAAGCAUUUUCUCAGUUGCACCUUAGUGAAAUAUAACCAAAACCUCAACUGUAAGUCACAUUAGGGUUCUGUUAGUUCCUAAAGUCAUGAAUAUGUGCAUCAAUCUGCAGACCUUAUAUAUGACACCUGAAAUAUGAGGUUGCUACUCAUGGCAUACUUGCAUAUGUAACUCUUUAAGAGAAUAUUGACUUUUUUCUGGAACUGAUGGGCCCUCCCUCAUUCCCUACAUUACAAAUAGGUACCAGUCCUAGUGCUUGCCUCUGUGUCCUUUAAAACCUUGUAUUUCAUUUUAAGCUUAUUCUUCCUACUGAAAGAAGAGUUCAGUUGGUGGGUUUGGCUGUCUGUCAAGCUUUGACUAAAGCCUCCUGGAAAAAGUAGAGAAAGCUAGAACACAGAUGCCCUCGGUUCUUAGAAAUGAGUAGAAAGAAAAGAAAAAGCUGCAAGAGCAGAAAGAGCUCUGAUUCCAGAGAAUGUGCACAGUUGUCACCCAUUUGUAAAUGCCAACAAAGUGUAGGAAGCCUUGAAAAUAGAGCACAUGAGGCUCUUUCUCACUGCACAGAGCCACUGGAUAUAAAGGGUGCUGAAGAAGAUGGAAAAGAUAAUGAAAACAAGAAUCAGAGUAGCUCAGAUGUUUUUGAAAAUAGACACCUUAAUAAUGUAUCAGACAGUGAAACAGAAGGGAAGAAGGAGAAAAACUGCCCUCCUAAAAUUUUCUCACCUCAGCAAGAUGAAAUCCUAGCUACAGUAACUUUUAGUGAGUCAGACAGCUCAUCCAAAGGAAAAAUUACACUGUGGGGCAAGCCAGAUUCUUCAGAUGCCAUCAGCUUUGCCACUGGAAAGAUUUCUGCAGAAGUAAAACAUGGCUCUUUUAAUGUGAAAGUAGAGAUUAAGAAUAUUUCUUUGUUUGAUUCUGGAACAAAAGUUGUGGAUGAAAAAAGGAAAAGUUCAAAGAACAAGAAAUGUCAUGAAAGACAGUGCCAGAAAAGUCAGUGUUCAAAAUGUUCAAAAUACCAGUGCCCUUCAAGUGAUCACUCAGCAGAGCACAGUGGGAAAUACAAGGCAUCGUCUAAGCAUAAAAUUCAAACUGCAAUCAAUGAAAGUGUCUCCCUAGAAAUGAACAUUGAAACAAAGGACAUUCAGGUGGAAUAUACCAGCAAAAAGAAAAAUCUGAAAGUUAACCUCAAAGCUGGUGAGCAGGCACAGAGUAAACCACUCAACAGGGAACAGGAAGAUAUGUAUUGGAGUGAAACAGAUUAUUCUUUAAUAGAGCCACUGUGUCAUACAGACUGUAAGUCAUCAUUUAGCUAUCCUGAAGAAGCAGAUUAUGCAUUCCCAGAUGGAUAUACGCUUCUCCCUCCACCUAAAGAAUUUGCUGACUGUGACAAAAUGCACCUGGAUACAAUUGCAGAAGGUGUAUCUUUCUACCCUGUUAACAGCAGAAAGGAAUCUGAUGAUCUCACUACAGCAUUGAGUAUUUGGGGGAAAGAAAGUUAUUUCUGUAAACUUAACACAGAGGACUAUGAAGACCACACCAAUGAAAAGGAAGAUUUUUCAAAGGAUAAAAUACUUUUCUCAAAAAUAAAUAAUGCUAAUUGUCUUGUAGCUAUUAAUACCUUGCAUAAUAUAAACAAUGGGAAAGAAUGUGUUAGCAAUGUAUUAGGUCAAGAAAGAAAUAGCUGUGACAAACACAGAGACAUGGGGCCAAAAACAGCAAGAAGAAAGUCUUUCCCGGAUACUACCCUGGAGAUACCAUCACCAGUUCACCCUAGAAGGGAUUCUGGCUUUUAUUCACUGCCAUCCUUAAACGUAUUGCUUAAGGAGACCAAAGCAGGAGAUGUCCAUAACAGGAACUCACAUAUUCCUGCUAAAUAUAAGGAACUUUGUAAGUGUCCUGACUUGACCUCCUCUCUGACAGAGCUUUGCAAGUCUCCCAACUUGACCUCCUCACUGAGAAAUUUGGGAAGUCUUAAGUCUUCAUAUCAGUAUGCUUUCACAUCAUUUGACCGUAAUAUUACCAUUUAUCCAUCUGAGCCUGAAGAUGUCUGUCUAGAUGGCACUUUUUUACUGAAUCACUAUGCAGACUGUGUGGGAAAAGAUGAAGAAACAGAAGAAACAUUAAUGGAGAGUCUUUGUUCCAGUGGUACUAUAUAUGACAAAAAAGAAAAUGGCCAUGAAGAGCCUCUGGGAAACCUAUCCAUGUGGGAAGAAGAUUUUGAGUCUACUGAAGCUUUAGAUAAAGAGAAGUCAGAGUAUAACUCUGUAGAAAAACAUGUUGAAUGGCAAAACAAAGCUCUCCUGGUACAAGCCUCUCCACUUUCUACAAGCCCUCCAGGUGAAUUUGUUAAUGGCAAAGAAAGUACUAAUUAUGCCUCAACAGAAAGCAUCCCAAAACAAAGUUCAGUUUUACAGUUAAAUGUUCACCCACCUUAUGCAGAGUCUGAGGUAACAAAUAAAAGGAGAGAGUCAGUACUGACUGACCCUCCACUGAUAACUGGAGAAGUAGAAGGAAGACUUGUCCAAGGUGACAGUAACCUUACUUGCAGUGUACAAGAAAGAUCCUUUCUGUCAUCCUCGUUGUUAGAUCACAAAGAGCAUGGCAUGAAUAAAACAUUGGAAAGCCUUUCUGAGGUACAGGACAUAUCUGGAGAUGUCCUUUUUGAAUCUGAUUCCCAUAACAAUUUGGCACUGGCUUCCAUAUUACCUACCCCUUCAGUAUGCACAGAAAAGGAAGAGAAUUUGACAGAACAUUCAAACAUUACGCAAAGAUUGGGGAACUUUUGCUGUAAACAGUCAGUUGAUGACAGUUUAAGGAGAGAGCCUGGAGCAAAUCAACUAUCUCUGUUAGUCAAGUCCAAUUUUGAAGAAAUUGAGUCAAAUUUUGAAAUGAAAGAUUUUUAUGAGAAUGCAGAUAUCUCAUCAUCAGUAAAGCAGAUUAGUAAAGACUUGAAAUCAGAAAUUAAUGAAACCAGAAAGUUACCUUUGAAGAAAGAUACCAGAUCAAGUGACAGUUCCCAGGAAGAUGCAAUAGACCAGUGGGCCAGAAGACGGAAACAGUUCAAAGACAGCAAAAAAUGCAGUUCAGCUGGAGGAAGCUCCAUAAACAGCACAAUCACUGAGGGAUCAAUAAAUUCAGAAGAUGCUCGAUCAGUAGAUCUGGGACUAUAUUCUGAAAAUGAGGACAGAGGUUUUUAUACAGAAAACUUUCAUUCUGCUUCCUGGGUUUUCAGAGGAGAUGAUGUCUCUCCAGAUAACAGUCCUAGAUGUCUCAGCAAAAGACCUAGACCAGUGGCAAUUCGAGAAAGAACAGUGAAGAUUGCUAAAGGAACUGGCAAUUACCCUUGGGGUUUCAGGAUCCAGUUCUCAAAGCCUAUCCUUGUGACUGAAGUUGACACAAAUAGUGCAGCUGAAGAAGCAGGGCUUCAAGUUGGGGAUAUUCUGAUAGCAGUCAAUGGAACUGAUGUCACCAGCAUGCCACAUUCAGAAGCUGCCAAUCUGGCAAGGAAAGGUCCCGAUAUCCUGACUAUGAUAGUGGGAUCAGAUAUCAGCCGUUACCCCAACACCCCCAAACCUACCUGCCGAGGAUACCUGCACAAACGAACACAAUCAGCAAUACUGAAGGGCUGGAGAAAGAGGUGGUUUGUGCUGAAACAUAACGGUUACCUACACUAUUACAAACAUAAGAAGGAUGAAGGGAAAUGCAGACCCCUGGAAGUAACAAAGCUGGAAGGAGCAGAAAUUGGUGUUGACACCAGUCUGGGUAAACCAUUUGUUUUUAAAUGUAUACCUCAAGCUGGAAAUAGGAUUUUCUACUUCUGUGCAACUUCCAACCAAGAAAUGAAGAGGUGGCUGGAGGCUAUGGCUAAAGCAGUGCAUCCUGUCCUUCAGAACCAUGUAUGGGUAGAUGUCACAUUGCAUAACACUACACUCCCACCACUGGCUAUCAAGAACCCUGAGUGCCUGGGGCUUCUCCACCAGCUGGACAGGAGCAAAGAUGUCUGGAUUCAGCACUAUUGCAUUCUGAAGGAUGGCUGUUUGUACUUUUAUGCCACUCUGCGGUCUACACCUGCCCAAGGUGGCCUUUACCUGCAGGGCUAUAUUGUGAGUGAACAGUCCCUGGGCUCCAAGAGAUCUGUAAUUGAACUCAAACCUCCAUCUGAAGAAUUUAAAACUUUCUACUUAUGUGCAGAGAAUGUAAAUGAAAACAAAAGGUGGAUAACAGCUUUGAAAGCUUCAAUUAAUAAAUGGUUACCCCUACACCAGGCAAUCCAAGAUUUCAUGAACAGACCACUGGAGGAGACAAGGAUGUGAGAAGAAAGCUCAGUUAUUUCCCUGUUUCUUUUUGCAUUUUAAAUUUCAUGCUAUAUCUUAUGAGUCAUCUCAAGAGAUAUUUAGCAGCAGCUAAUCUUUAACACUGCAAUUCAUUUAGAGUUUUUGUAAGCAUUAGUAAAUAAAUGCAAAGAAAUGUUG